AUGGCAAUGAGAUUCCGUAUCGAACAUUUGAGUCGGAGUUUCUUCUUUCGAACAAAUCGUUCACAACAAUUACCUCCCGAAUGUCUCGUGGGGGUAUUUGAACUUUUAGAAAAUGAUAUUUCUGCGCUUCAUUCUUGCAUCCGGGUAAAUCGAAAUUGGUGUUGCCUCGCCGUCCCCGUCCUUUGGAGACGUCCGUUUGAACACGUGCAUUCAGAGAAUUCUGGAUCGCUCGCAAUCGGGACGUACAUCAGCUGUCUCCCAAAUGAUGACAAGCAACGGUUAAAAAGUCGUUACGUGACAAUACCUACUCAACUAGGUCAACCAAUUUUUUUUUAUCCAAAGUUUCUUCAAGGGUUUGAUUGUGAUAAUUUCAUAUCAUCCGUGCGCGCUUGGAUAAGCGGUGAUCCGGAACCUGAAUUGAUUCAACUCACGGCUCGGCUGAUUGGAAAUAUGAUCUUUCGUAGAUCACGCGGGUUAAAAAAUCUCAGGUACCUACGUAAAGAGGUACCUGAUGACAUGACUUUGGUGGAUUUCUUGACAUACACGGAAGUGAUUAGAGCGUUAACCAGAUUACAAAAGUUUGAAUUUCGUAGUUCACACGUGGCGGAUAGGGAUUUUACGCGCGCGUGGCUCAACCUUUUCUCCAAAGCUUCCACAUCAUCGAAAAAUUUACGACACAUAACCGUUCACAUCAAAAAGAGAAAUCGUGACGCUUAUCUAGAACUCGAUCAUUCAAUAACGGAUUUAAUAGGGGUACAAAAAUGUGUGCAAAGCAUCUCGGUGAAUUCAUUCUGGAGCACUUCAAACUCACAAUCAAUAUAUCAAGCCAUGUUACGACAUUCGCGUUCACUGAAUUAUUUGAGGAUACAAGGUUUAUCGGAUUUACCCUUGUUGCUUCAAGUGUUGAGAUCUUGCAGAAAUUUAAAAACGUUAGAAUUUGCUCAAAGUUGGAUUAGAGAUGAUAAUUUCACGAUAAUACCUUCAACGCACACGUUAAGCAUUCAACACCUUUAUUAUUAUUUUGAUUAUGGACCUUUGAAUUUUAUAAAUGAGCUAUUACGAAUGUCAAGUCACAAUUUAAAAUCAUUUUCAAGCAAACAAUUCACACCUUUAAUCAUAACAACUAUUCGUAAUUACUGUCCAAACAUCACACAUUUAUGUGUCAGAUUAAUACCUUCUGAUUUUACAUUAUUUGAACAAUUAUUGAACACUUUACAACUUGAACAUUUAACAAUACAAACACCUUAUAAUCAACCUCGAUUUACUUAUGAACAAAUCAUAAGAUUAGCCUUAACGUUACCCGAGUCUUGUACGUAUCUUGGUGUGGAUUUUGAUAUUUAUCCUUACGAAUUAGACGUAUUCUUGACGAGAUGUAACGCUAAACUAAAAAUCCUCACGCUGCAUAAUACAUCAAAAGGUCCCUUUGAAUAUAUGGACGUCAUUACAAGGCAUGCGAGUAGUUUAAGUUUAAGAGAGGUUAGAUUACAAAGAAACAGUUCCAAUAUAUACAUGACCGAAUAUCGAUAUAAAAAAUGGUUAAAUGAAGAAAUAUAUCUAAAAUAUGUAAAACAUAGGUAUAAUAAUAAUUUACUCCCAAAAAUAUCUGAAGCAAAACCAAUAUCAUUUAGUUAUCAUG
Messenger RNA from Funneliformis mosseae, 1636 nucleotides. Lineage: Eukaryota; Fungi; Glomeromycota; Glomeromycetes; Glomerales; Glomeraceae. The record is from the annotation of a GenBank genome assembly.